This is a messenger RNA of Callithrix jacchus (white-tufted-ear marmoset), 2779 nucleotides long. The record is from RefSeq and is a predicted model, not a curated record. NCBI's taxonomy places the organism in Eukaryota, Metazoa, Chordata, Mammalia, Primates, Cebidae.
GGACAGGGUCUCACUGUAUUGCCCAAGCUGGUCUUGAACUCCUGAACUUGAGCGAUCCUCUCAUGUUGGCCUCCCAAAGUGCUGGUAUUACAGGUGUGAGCCACCAUGUGUGACCAAGAUUUGCUACUAUUACUCCUCUCCAGCUUUCUCCCUUUCAGAUGCCUCUGCUGGGACACUCCCUGUGACACUACCAGCCUUCUCUGAUCUACUCUUUCUCUUCACUCCUAAGACUUUUACUGUCAGGCUCUCUGGUCACCUGAUCAAUCCCAGGCCUGUGAUACCUCAUAUGUUACCUUGUAGCAUUAUUUAACUUUUAAUUCAUGGGUAUAAUUUUCCUACUGAAGCUGUAAGCUCCUUGAGGCCAUGGCUCCUAGAGCUUUGAAACCCAUGCAGCAACUGGAAUAGAGCUGAGCAUUCAUUCACUCACUCAAUAAAUAGUAUUGAGCAGACCGGAAGCGCACCGCUGGAGCUAGAUCCUGCUCCUCUGGGUUGAAACUCGGGCGCUGCUAAGAUGCCGGCUUACCACUCUUCUCUCGUGGAUCCUGACACCAAACUCAUUGGAAACAUGGCACUGUUACCUAUCAGAAGUCAAUUCAAAGGACCUGCCCCCAGAGAGACAAAAGAUACAGAUAUUGUGGGUGAAGCCAUCUAUUACUUCAAGGCCAAUGUCUUCUUCAAGAACUAUGAAAUUAAGAAUGAAGCUGAUAGGACCUUGAUAUCUAUAACUCUCUACAUUUCUGAGUGUCUGAAGAAACUCCAAAAGUGCAAUUCCAAAAGCCAAGGUGAGAAAGAAAUGUAUACAUUGGGAAUCACUAAUUUUCCCAUUCCUGGAGAGCCUGGUUUUCCACUUAAUGCGAUUUAUGCCAAACCUGCAAACAAACAGGAAGAUGAAGUGAUGAGAGCCUAUUUACAACAGCUAAGGCAAGAGACUGGACUGAGACUUUGUGAGAAAGUUUUCGACCCUCAGAAUGAUAAACCCAACAAGUGGUGGACUUGCUUUGUGAAGAGACAGUUCAUGAACAAGAGUCUUUCAGGACCUGGACAGUAAAGGGAGCUCUGGCAGCCACCAUCUCCAGAUUCCUGGGCAGCAUUUUCCAGCAAAAUAUCUUUUGCCUUUAUUUCAUAAAGUUUUAUACAGAAGAGAGAGAGAAAAAAAAUAGUAUUGAGCACCUCCAACAUGGGAAGCACUGUGCUAGGUGCUGGGGAUUUGUCAGUGAACAAGUGAUGAAUUCUUUGUUGAAGGCACUUAGUAAAUAUAUGUUAAACAGCUAGGCAAGUGGAUGGAGAGAUGGAUGGCUUAGUGGUAAGUGGAUUGGUCUAUCUGUGGCCUCCCUUCUGCUCUACGUUACCUCAGAGAAAAAUCUCACUUCUUUCCUAUGAUCCCACAUCUGUUCUGGGUGGAGGAAAGUCCCAGGAAGUUUAGUCUUAAGUGAAGAGUAGGGAGAGAGGAAACUCAAAGAGGAGUAGUACUUACUUAAAGGCAUCCAUUUGAUGUAUGCUGGGGCCAGAAGAGACUGGGACCAAUGAGUCACAGGGUCUCAGAGUCUUCAGACAUCAUGUGGGACUGCUAUAGGGAUCUUUUCAGAGCAUCCCCAUCAACAGAUGUUCCCCAGCCUCUAUGCUAACUAAACACCCAAUGAUGGGACGCCUGAAACAGGCAUUCCACUGCUUGCCCCCGGUGAGUUCCCUCAUUCUCAUUUCUUAAGUUGCUACAUCUAAGUAACAUCCAAAUUAGAGGCCGGGCAUGGUGGCUCAAGCCUGUAAUCCCAGCACAUUGGGAGGCUGAGGCGGGUGGAUCACGAGGUCAAGAGAUCGAGACCAUCCUGGUCAAUAUGGUGAAACCCCCGUCUCUAUUAAAAAUACAAAAAGUUAGCUGGGCAUGGUGGCACGUGCCUGUAGUCCCAGCUACUCAGGAAGCUGAGGCAGGAGAAUUGCCUGAACCCAGGAGGCGGAGGUUGUGGUGAGCCAAGAUCGCGCCAUUGCACUCCAGCCUGGGUAACAAGAGCAAAACUCCGUCUCAAAAACAAACAAACAAAAAAAAAAAACCAUCCAAAAUAGAACCAGCCCAGGCUUGGGCUGUGAUAUCCUAACCUAUAGCACAUGCACACGUACCCACAUGUGUGCAUAUCUACUUCCAGAUCAAAAUAGUAGCCAAGGAGAUUGGCAGAGUUUGGAGUACCAGGCUGUCUUCCCAGUUUGGGACUGGCUGAGUCAAUGUGACUUCAGCUAGAGCCUGGGCCCAUUCUCAGUCUGGAAAAAGCUUAUGCAAGGAUGAGGGUGGCCUAGAAAAGUCCAGAAAACCACACAAAUGACCACCUGUUGAUUCCAAGGAGGAGACAGGGCACUUUCUCCUUUUAAAAAAAGUAUCCUCUCCUCUCACUCAAGCUUAGCUUGCUCAGCUGAGUAGCCAGGAAAAGCUGUUGGUGUUUGGUGAUUUGGAGGGGAGCGGGCUGAACCUCAGAACCUUGUCACUCUCUUGAGACCCUGAUAAGUUUCUCUCUGAUGUUCUGCCUUACCCCUAAUCUAGCUCCUUGAUCAUUUGAAUGUAACCCUAAUUGGACAAGAAUUUUCUCCCUUUCAGUAUGGACAAAAUCAACAACCCUGAGUCAGAGGCUUUUAGAGGAUGGGUAGUGAAAUGGGGGAAGAACAGAACAUUGUGGAGUGAGGGGCAGGGAGGUAGCCAGUGGGCAUGGGUAGAUUCUGGUUUUGUGAUUAUUAUUAUUAUCAUCUCUUUAAAUUAAUUGCAAAAAUAAACUCAUUUUAGAUUUGUAUAAUUUCA